AUGAAUUUACUCGAAACACCAUUUUCUCGACGUAGUAAAAGUAACAAACGUCAGAUAUUAGAUGACGGUCGUCCUGUAGUUUCUUUACAUAAUUUAAAUAUAAAAAAUUCUAAUUCUAAGAUGUGUUCUCGUUCUUUUAAGGAAUCUUGGUAUGAUUCACACAAGUGGUUAUGUGGUAGCUUUUAUGAACAGCGGUUGUAUUGUUGGCCUUGUGUUUUACUCGGUAAAGUAAAAAAUGUUUGGUCUUCUGAUGGUUAUUUUGAUUUGAAAAACUUGUCAAGAAGUGUAAAAAAACAUGAAGCAUCAAAAGACCCUAUAAAUAACUUCAUUGGGUUGGUCCGGUUGGAAAAAAAUAAAGGAACAAUUAUUGAUGCCUUAAAUGAAGGUUCUCGUUUAAGCAAAAUAUUGUAUAACGACAAUGUUAGAAAAAACAGAUUAGUGUUGUUACAAAUAAUUGAGGUUGUAAUACUAUUAGGUAAACAAGAGUUGGCUUUUAGAGGUCAUGAUGAGAGCACUUUAUCUAUUAACCAGGGAAACUUUCGUGAAAUGUUUAAUUUGCUCAUUAAACAAAAUGCUGAGUUAUUAUCUCAUUAUGAAAAAAUUAGCAAUGUUUUUACAGGCCAAUCAAAAACAAUUCAAAACGAAAUUAUACACUGUGUUUAUGAAUACAUAAUUGAUGUCAUAAAAUCUGAAAUUAAUGAUAUUCAUUUUUUUGCUGUUAUAUCAGACGAUACAACUGAUAUUGUGGAAAAAUUUCAAUGUGCAAUUACUUUGAGAUAUGUAAAAAAAACUGGUGAGUUAAAGGAGAGUUUUUUAGGUUUUCAUGAUGUGAGUAGUAGCAAAACUUCUGAAUCUUUUUUUAAUUUAAUAACUAGUGUAUUAGAUCCAUAUAAUUUUAGAACUAAGUUGAUAGCACAGUGUUACGACGGGGCCAGCGUUAUGGCUGGCCAUGUUAGUGGUCUUCAAAAAAGAAUUAAAGAUGAAGCACCAAAUGCUGCUCUAUUUACUCAUUGUUGUGCACAUCGGUUAAAUCUAGUUUUACAACAAGGAAGUUAUUGUGUGCCCCAAUAUCAAAUAUUUUUUGCAACCCUUUUAGGAAUAUCUGUAUUUUUUAAAAAGUCUCCAAAACGAACAUUUGUUUUAGAUACAAUUAUUGGCAAGCGUAUACCUAUAGCUAAUGAGACUCGCUGGUGCACACGAUCAAACAUUUUAAAUUUUGUUGUUUCAAAUUUAGAUAAGUUAUUAGAAGUAAUGGAAUGUAUUAGAGAUAAUCCAGAGUCAGGAAUGGAGUCUAUAAAUGGAGCUAAAGGUUUUAUAAAUAGCUUAAAAAAAUUUGAAUUUGUAUUUUUCAUGAUGAUAUAUAAAGACAUUUUUAAUAUAACUGAUACAUUAUUGUUGAAAUAUACAAUUAAUAUUAGUAUUCAAACCAUGUAA
This is a messenger RNA of Macrosiphum euphorbiae (potato aphid), 1434 nucleotides long. The record is from the annotation of a GenBank genome assembly. NCBI's taxonomy places the organism in Eukaryota, Metazoa, Arthropoda, Insecta, Hemiptera, Aphididae.